Messenger RNA from Dictyostelium discoideum AX4, 138 nucleotides. RefSeq lists its product as hypothetical. Bases 1 to 138 code for a protein of 45 amino acids. The transcript has a single exon. Lineage: Eukaryota; Evosea; Eumycetozoa; Dictyosteliales; Dictyosteliaceae. The record is from RefSeq and is a predicted model, not a curated record.
AUGAAACAAACACCAAAUCAAAAAUUAGAUCAAUGGUACGCUAACUGUAAACAAGACCUCACAGCGGGUGUAAUAACCACAGAGCAAUUUACUGAGAUGGUUGCACGUAAAGUUAAGGGCUUAGGCGAAACCAUUUAA